Messenger RNA from Sungouiella intermedia, 2730 nucleotides. The record is from the annotation of a GenBank genome assembly. Lineage: Eukaryota; Fungi; Ascomycota; Pichiomycetes; Serinales; Metschnikowiaceae.
AUGACGUUGAGUCGAGCUCCCAGGCCAGAUUUAAAGGCGCCAAUACCUAAGGAGCCACCUUCUUAUGAAGAUUCGGAAGCUUCCCGUUCUUCGUCACCUUCUCGAGUCCAGAGCCCCGAGAAUCCUAGGAAACUACUCAUGAAGAUUAGAUCUCCUUCUACUCAAAGCUUGCAACUUGCGCAAACUACAAAAAAGAAGAACAUUCCAUAUCGACCACUGAAGGAACAACAAACAUAUAUUGAUCUGUUGGGUGAAAACGGCAUCAAUUCGUUGACUACUUUUUCAACUGGAACAAGAACCGAGUAUUUCGAUCUUCUUCCUUCCUUUCAGAUGUUUCAAUCCAUUUUGAAGAGAAAUGACUAUGAAUUUGAUGAGGACACUUUGGGACGCCCACCUGAGUAUGGAGAUACUGCGACCUCUUCUCCAACACCACCCCCUGAGCUUUCUCCCGUUAACACAAGAAGUAAUAUUGAUCAAAUUCUUAAUUCCGUUAGUGGUCGCCUCGAGGGGUAUAACAUUGCAGAUGAUGAGGAUGAGAAUGAGGGCCAGUAUCUUUUCUCGGAUAACGAGUCCGAAGACGGAUUACAAAGAAGUCCAAGAUUACGAAGCAUAGCAUCUAAUGACCAUACUGAACAUAAUUCAAGAAGUAAUAGUCGCCAACCUGGAGGUGCUGUUACUCAUGAGAGUUAUGGGCAUUCGGUUCUCGACAACAUCGAUAAGCUUCCUCAGGCUAGAUCUUCACCAUUAACGAUUGAAAUCUAUGUCACAAAAGAUGUACCUAUUCCGAAUGCCAACAACGAAGUCGAAACAAAGCUUAAGGAGUAUUCAUGUGGUGAUGUUGUUAAUGGUUAUAUCAUUAUAUCGAACACUUCAGAUCGGGACGUUGAUUUCGGCUUAUUUACUGUCAGUUUAGAGUGCACAAUCAAGGCGAUUUACCUGUCUUCAGAUCCGGCUACAAACAAAAGAAGUCAUAGGAUUCUUCUCAAGAAACUUUUGAAGAUGUAUGACCUCAAUGCGAGUUACAAUUAUGGUCCCAUUCCUAGCUCCGCAGGUAUUCAAUACAAUCUUGACGAUGUGGACGAAGUUGAUGGGACAAUCAUGGGACUUCCCAACGACAGGAUUCUCAAGGCUAACCUGAGAUACAAAAAGUUUAUCACCUUCAAGUUCCCCCAGAUGCUUUUGGAUAACACAUGCCCGCACAACGUUUUGAGGCAUACUAUGCCACCCCCUUCGUUUGGUAUUGAUAAUACCGCCUUCCUCGACAGGGCAAGCACGAUCACUGUCAAUAAGGCAUUGGGAUAUGGAUUUUUGAGCUACCGUGGAAGUCCUGUUAAAGUUAAAGAUUAUGCUUUCGAUGAUAUUAGUGUCUCAUAUACCAUAGAAGCAAAAUUUAUUGAUAAGAAGCACGCAGAAGAUCAACAAACUCCUGUUCAUGCACAUGAUAUCAAUCGCCCUGAUAGCGAGUCCAAGUAUAUUAUUUCCAAGAGCUCGCAAUAUUUCUUGCGAUUUAUUCCUGACAUCAAAACUCAAGUGGAUACUUAUAGUAGAAACUAUAAGAAUUUCAGGCAUGAUACUUUCGAUACUAUUGGUAUCGAUGGCAUGCUUUUCAGAAAUUUGGUUAAACGGUCGACCUGGAACUUUAUCAAUUUUAUGAACUCAACUCUUGAACAGGAAAUUCAAAAUGCUUUAGACAAACGUGAGUAUUCAAGUCAAGAUAUCAAGCGGAAGAAUCUAUUCAACAACUUGAAUGAUUCCAGCGAGAACGUCCUUUUGAGGCCAUCUCACACCAACAUCCACCUGACAUCCCAAAUUCAAGAUCAGCAGAACUACUACAUGGAGCGCAAAAUGAUUGGAAUUCAUGAACCAGUGGAUAUUUUUGGAAAGAAGAAAAAAAGAUUGUUGCUGACAAUGGUAAAGAUCGGCAUUGCAACUCUAUAUGCACAGGUACCUGAUAAGUUGAUUUCCUACGGCUCUCCUCGAUUGAUUCAAAAGUAUAACGAUGGUGUGAAAUCUGAAGCUGAGGCCCCAGGCUCUUCUCGAGAGUCUUUCACUCCUCUUCACCCUGUGUUUAGUAAUAUGGAGGAACUUUACAAUCGUGAUGACGAUUCAGUGCUCAAGAAUGUGAAGAUUGAGAUUGUGUUUGAUAACUUGGAAGAGACCGCUCGCCCACCAAGUAUUUCACAAAUAGAGUGCAACAUCGUUGCAUGGUCUUACCGUACGGACUACCCAAUUCCAGUUUCGUUCGAGCAUGAUUUCUUCUACACAAAACCAAAUGAUUCAGAUUGCAUCAUUUAUGCUGACGAUGUUGAGAACACGAAGGUGAACUUGCUGAAUUUGAAGGAACUGGUUAAUAAUUACAUUGACUUCUUAAAGGAGUCAAAAACCUAUAUUACACUGAACACAUAUUCUUACUUGAAAGGCUUGAGCAAGCUAGGGGUGAAGAAAGAUUCCAUUAAGGAAUAUUUCCAGACGAUUUUGCCAACUACUCAUCAUCUGAUCUUGAGUGAGGACAAUUGGAUAGCUCAUCAAAUUGAGAAGGGGAAAUUGAGAUGGACCAAAGAAAUGCUGGUUCCAUUGAGAGUUAUAAACAAGAAUAAUAUUACCUUACCACCCAGUUUUCAGAGUUGUUUGGUGGGUCGCCUUUAUUGCCUACAACUUGUUGUCAAGCUUAAAGGAGCAGAGGAACCUGCCAAUACCUUAAUAAUUGAUGUUCCUGUCUUAAUCGGGUGA